CAGUACUCAUCUUGGCCCUGAGAAUAAAAUCAAGAAGAAGCUUUUGAAACUUAAGAGAUUAGAUGGGGCUUGACCUCUGCUGGGCAACCCUAGUUAUAGGAGUUGUUCUGCUGUGCAGAGAAGAUGACUACGGAACUGAGAGAGGCCAUGAUUCCAGACCCUUGGGGCCCAGUGAAGGUGAAAAAGGAGGAGGAAGAGGAGGACAAUUUCCUAAAUCAGGAAUCCAGCCAACAAGCACAUUCUGAGAACUUCAAAGUCUGGGCCCCACAUGAGGGGCCUCAGACAGGCCUUGAUAUAUCCGAAGAGGAGGAGAAGGAUCCGAAUAUGUUCUGGGACAUGGCAGUAGUCCUAAAAGCAACACAAGAGGCCCCUGCUGCUGCACCACUUGGCAGCUACUCAUUACCAAGGACUCUGGCCAAGAGGGAGAUACUGGAGACUCAUGAGAACCUGAACUCUCUGGAUGCUGAAACCAAGAAUCUACAGUUAUUUGUUCCAAAAUCUGAGAUAUGUGAUGAAACUGAAAAACCCCUUGUAAUGUCAGGAAGAAUCCAGAAAGUUGACACUCAAGGACCUGAAUUAAGAGAAUCAUGUGAAACAGGAAACAUGGAAAAGAGGCAGAAAAUAAAGAAGGAAAAGAAAGAUUUCAGACAAGUGACAGUGGAGGAUUGUCACUUACCUGAAAACUUCAAAGAAGAGAAAGACCAAAAAUGUAAGAAAUCUGGGGGUAAAUACAGCCUUAGUUCUGGCUGUAUGAAAAAUCAGAAAAUCCAGCCUGGGCAGAAGCCUUUUACAUGUAGCGUAUGUGGGAAAGGCUUUAGUCAAAGUGCAAACCUUGUCGUGCAUCAGCGAAUCCACACUGGGGAGAAGCCCUUUGAGUGCCAUGAGUGUGGGAAGGCCUUCAUCCAGAGUGCAAACCUUGUUGUACAUCAGAGAAUCCACACUGGACAGAAACCUUACGUUUGUGCAAAAUGUGGGAAAGCUUUCACUCAGAGUUCAAAUCUGACUGUCCACCAAAAAAUUCACUCUUUAGAAAAAACCUUUAAGUGUAGUGAAUGUGAGAAAGCCUUCAGUUACAGCUCGCAGCUUGCCCGGCACCAGAAAGUCCACAUUACGGAAAAAUGCUAUGAAUGCAAUGAAUGUGGAAAGACAUUUACUCGGAGCUCAAACCUCAUUGUUCACCAGAGGAUCCACACUGGGGAGAAGCCCUUUGCUUGUAAUGACUGUGGCAAAGCCUUCACCCAGAGUGCAAAUCUUAUCGUCCAUCAGCGAAGCCAUACUGGUGAGAAGCCAUAUGAGUGUAAAGAGUGUGGGAAAGCCUUCAGUUGUUUUUCACACCUUAUUGUGCACCAGAGAAUUCACACUGCAGAGAAACCUUAUGACUGCAGUGAAUGUGGGAAAGCCUUCAGUCAGCUCUCUUGCCUUAUUGUCCACCAGAGAAUUCACAGUGGAGAUCUUCCUUAUGUGUGUAAUGAGUGUGGGAAGGCCUUCACGUGUAGUUCCUAUCUACUUAUUCAUCAGAGAAUCCAUAAUGGGGAAAAACCUUACACAUGUAACGAGUGUGGCAAGGCCUUCAGGCAGAGGUCGAGCCUUACUGUGCAUCAGAGAACCCACACUGGGGAGAAGCCCUACGAAUGUGAGAAGUGCGGUGCGGCUUUCAUUUCGAACUCACACCUCAUGCGACACCACAGAACCCAUCUUGUUGAAUAA
This is a messenger RNA of Marmota flaviventris (yellow-bellied marmot), 1707 nucleotides long. The record is from RefSeq and is a predicted model, not a curated record. NCBI's taxonomy places the organism in Eukaryota, Metazoa, Chordata, Mammalia, Rodentia, Sciuridae.